Molecule: messenger RNA, 1585 nt
Organism: Colletotrichum navitas
Lineage: Eukaryota; Fungi; Ascomycota; Sordariomycetes; Glomerellales; Glomerellaceae
Exons: 1
Coding region: 305-1573 (422 amino acids)
Molecular function (GO): protein binding
Source: RefSeq, a predicted model, not a curated record
GUCGUGGAUUUGUCUCCUCGGACCUGAAACCGACAUUCGCGUCGGUGUCUCAUGAGCGCUGUCCCCGUAGGCUUUCCCCUGUAUGGAGGCAUCCCAAGAAACGCGGCUGGCUCAUAUUGCGGUCUGUCAUCUCCCGGGUGUUGCUAGGGAACUUCUCAGAGUCCAGGGCAGUAGCCUAUAUAUAUGUAUGUAACAAUGUAGUAAUCGUGAAAGGCCAAGUAUAACAUGUAAACCUAUAGUCCUACUUUAUUCCACUCUUCAAAACCUUUUACUUCAACCUCACUCCUAGUGUAUUUCAGUUCUAAUGCCCAAUGUGCCACAUUCAACGCCUCUGCAGGACAUGGCAACAAUAACUCAGCUUCCCGCAGAGCUUCUGCACAAGGUCUUUGCCGAGUUCUUCAACGUCAGACGUUAUACCUUUGACCUGAACGAGCCCCUGUUCAAGGUGGACGACGACGACCUGGCGACUCUGGCGGCGGCCUCGCAGACUUGCCGGCCAUUUCACGACGUUGCCUCGCCCCUUGUGUGGAAACAUUUCUGCCUGGACCGCCACAGGCGCAAACCCUACCCGACUAUCCCGCAGCUCGUUGCUCUCGUCAGGCUCUGGCACGAGCGGCCCGAGAUCGCAGCACACGUCCACACCUUCCACCUGUCCCCGAUAUGUCACAGCGCCCCAAUCACCAAAGAAGACGACAUCGCAUUUAUAGCAAGCGUUGUGCAGGAACUCGGCCUUCCUGCCCCCCAGUUGCACGAAGCCGUCAACGGCUUCCACUUCAUCGCAGCUCUUUUGGUCCUGAUGGCGCGGAAUGUGAGGGUUCUGAGCAUGUGCACCUUUGAUAACGGCCUGUUCAGAUACAUGCCCGACCCGGGGGAAACAUCCGUUCGCCUCGAGCACCUAACCCGUUUUCAAUUUCAGUCUGGCCCAUUCGUUGAGGGACGAACCAACCACACCAUAUCCGAGAUGAAACCCCUGUUGCGACUCGCCCCGAAUCUCGAGGCGCUCGAGGUUUCGUCUGUUCACCUCGGUCACGGCGAUGUCGACUGGGACGGGAUCACCUCGUUGCAUCUCAGGGGCGCCAGUAUUGACGAUGCGGUCAAGAUCAUCAGGUCUUGCCGCGGGCUGAAGGGGUUCAUCUUCUCACCAUACGAGGUCUUCGCCCCUCCGGACGAAAUCCUAUCAGCUCUCUCGAUGCAUGCGAGCACCCUCAGAAAGCUGAACAUGGCUUUGCAGGUUAACUCAGUGGCCACGUUCACCAGUCUCGAGGAGCUUUCGGUUUCCGCGAGUUACAUGGGGAGAGGGGAAGACUGUAUCCUCCAGGAGUUACCUCAAAGCCUGAAACUCCUAGAAAUUCACGGCAAUCCCGAGAAUUACCCCAAAGAGAUGGAGUCUCUGCUCCUCAAGAUUGCGGGUAGAGGGUAUCCCAAUCUCGUAAAGGUAUGGCUAUCUGCCUGGUACUGCGAUUGCGAUCGCCGGGGGUCGUGCGGUAGACAGUCACCAUGUGAUGGCGGACGAGGGAGACGUGAUCUUCAUGAGCUUUUUCUUCUGACUGGUGUUUCUUGCGAAUUCAGGUAACUAGAAAGCACG